This is a messenger RNA of Theobroma cacao (cacao), 1949 nucleotides long. RefSeq names its product hexose carrier protein HEX6-like. The record is from RefSeq and is a predicted model, not a curated record. Gene Ontology annotation, molecular function: monosaccharide transmembrane transporter activity. Gene Ontology annotation, biological process: monosaccharide transmembrane transport. Lineage: Eukaryota; Viridiplantae; Streptophyta; Magnoliopsida; Malvales; Malvaceae. Gene Ontology annotation, cellular component: membrane.
UCCUUUUGGACCACACGAAAGGAGAGAAAUUCUGUCGCUAAUCUUCCACUAGUCGACCAAUAAAAUAAUGCUCUUUUCACAUAAUCAACUACUGUUAUCUUUAUAUAAAGUAUAAAGUGAUCUUUCUUUCUUGUAUAAUUGGGAUAAGUGGUCACCUGGGAGGUCGUAGCUAUGGCGGUUGCAUCAGCAAUAACAGGUGAAGGAGGGCAAUACAACGGCAGGAUCACCCUUCUCGUUGUUCUGUCAUGCGUGAUGGCUGCCUCCGGAGGACUUAUCUUUGGCUAUGACCUUGGAAUUUCAGGUGGAGUGACCUCCAUGGACCCUUUUCUCAAGAAGUUCUUCCCAAAUGUGUACCGAAGGAUGAAAGCAAAUACCAAGAUUAGCAAUUACUGCAAAUUUGAUAGCCAGCUGUUGACCUUGUUUACAUCUUCACUCUACAUAGCUGGCUUUAUUGCUUCUUUCUUUGCAUCACCUGUGACCAGAGCCUUUGGACGAAAGGCAUCCAUGCUUGUAGCAGGGGUUGCAGUCCUUGCUGGUUCAGCACUUGGUGGUGCUGCUUCUAACGUGUACAUGCUUGUAUUUGGGCGUGUUUUUCUUGGCAUUGGACUUGGCUUUGCAAACCAGUCAAUCCCACUCUAUAUCUCUGAAAUGGCGCUACCAAAACAAAGAGGAGCAAUGAACAUUAUCUUUGAAUGUGGAAUUGGAUUUGGAGUACUCAUAGCUAACAUCAUCAAUUACGGCACCGAAAAGAUUGAGGGCGGUUGGGGCUGGCGUAUCUCCCUAUCCCUGGCCGCAGUCCCUGCAUCAAUCCUGACACUAGGUGCACUUAUUCUCCCAGACACACCGAACAGUUUAAUUCAGACUACCAACGACCACGAGAAGGCCAAACGUGUGCUUCAGCGUAUAAGGGGCACCAUUAACGUGCAAGCAGAGCUUGAUGAUCUCAUCCAAGCAAGCUCAAUCUCGAAAACAAUCAACAACCCAUUUAAGAAAAUCAUACAGAGAAAGUAUAGGCCUCAACUGGUCAUGGCAGCAGCUAUACCAUUUUUCGCACAAAUGACGGGGAUCAACGUCAUUACAUUCUAUGCUCCAAUACUUUUCAGGACAAUUGGCCUACAUGAAAGUUCUUCGCUCUUGUCUGCAGUUGUGAUUCGCCUUGUCAGUACUUCUUGUAUAUUCAUAUCUAUGUUUGCAGUGGAUAAGCAUGGGCGAAGAGUACUGUUUAUGAUUGGGGGAACUCUAAUGCUCGCGACACAAAUAACGAUCGGAGGGCUGAUGACAGCUUUGCUAGGGGAUCAUGGUGGAUUGAGCAAAGCCAGUGGUUACUUGGUUUUGGUUUUGGUAUGUAUAUAUGUUUCCGGGUUUGGAUUGUCUUGGGGCCCUCUCGGAUGGUUAGUCCCUAGUGAGAUUUAUCCAUUAGAGAUUCGAUCAGCAGGCCAAAGCAUUACAGUAGCAGUCAGCUUUUUCUUCUGUUUCCUUGUUGGACAGACUUUUCUGGCCAUGCUUUGCCACAUGAAAUCAGGGAUUUUCUUCUUUUUCGGGGGAUGGGUGGCGGUGAUGACCACAUUUGUGUACUUGUUGUUGCCAGAGACCAAGAACGUGCCCAUUGAGAAAAUGGAGAAAGUGUGGAGGGAGCACUGGCUGUGGAAAAGAAUUGUGGGAGAUCAAGUGGACGAGAAAGCCUUCAUAAGUUGAAAUAAGCUUUCAUCUUGAUUUGCAAGACGGAUAUAGAAUUAAUCCCUGUUUGAUUACUUAAGAUAGCCAGACCCUGUUGCUGUUGUACGAAUAUAGAAGAUAUAGAAUAUAUUACUGUACUUCUCUAUAGUUAAAUCCUUUUCUAGUUAAGAAAUAAUGGAGCCUAGGCUCCUGGUGGGAUAUGACUAGGAUAAUGUUGUCAUUCAAAUGUCAUCCAUCCAAUAACUUGGAAUCUAAAAAUUAAGAAUUUUUAA